GCAAAUAAAUCACAAGUUGCAAGUCGGCCAGGCCUUUGACUGUGAGAAAUGGAGACUAAAAAGCAGAACUAGAGUUAAAGAGUAAAGGGUUUUCAGAUGUGAGUCCAGCCCAACUUGGGUGUGCUCACUUUUAUUUGAGAGCCUCCACCCCUUUAAAAGGCAAGACAGUCCUAAAGAAAUGCACUGGAGAGGGGAAGAGCUUGCUGCCAAGGCGCAGGGCAGACAGACAGAUCCUCGAGGAACAUCUGGUAACCUAACAGCGGGUAACACCGAUCUGACAUCUGGUAACCGAGGGUAAUGCCGCGUCUAGCUGCUUCCACCCCUGUCUAGUUUCCUGUUAUGCCUUGCAGGGCUCGGUGUUAGAAGUUCAGGCUCAGUCUAGAUGGUCGUCAGUCAGUAGGGGAAACUCUCCUAUGUUCACUUUCUCUGACAUGAAGGGAGCGCUUGUUUUCUUUGCGGUGCUCCUCUCUGUUCUUUCUGAUGUUAUCCCCGAAGAGAGAGGAUUCUCCAGUGGAUUAGGUUGUGGGAAUAAGUAUGUUAACUGUGAACAAUACUGUGAGGUUUGUGAGGCGUAUCCCCCAAGGACGGAGUGCUACGCGACCUUAUUUAAGGAAACCUGCUACAGUCAUUUUGUAGGUGGCAUGGAGUCAUUAAACAACACAGACUGGUGCAACUGGAACAAUGUGAAGAGGAUGUAUAACACCUUCACCAUGUGCACGGAGGAGAUAGCAGAGUGUCUGCUGAUCCCCUGGCCCAACAGGAUGGUGGAGAAUGAGUUUGUAAACAUCCACUCCAGGUUCUUCCGGGACUGUCCCAACGAGGCGCUGAGCGACCCGCCGCCCAGCAUCGUGUUUGCCCUGGUGAUGACCCCCAUCUGCCUCAUCCCCAUCAUGGUGGUCCUGGUGGUGCUCAAGACCAAGAACGGAGAUGGCAGCUCCUGAUAGGACGUCCUGGAUCAGUCCUCAUCCACCCUGCCUCACCUCCAUGUUCAGACUCACUCUCUCCAUCCCCUGAGGAUUCAAGACUGGGGCCAUUGACUCAACUAUUUUACAGAGAACUGCUUAUCAUCUUCCACCCUCUGAUGAUUGGCAUAUCUCUGUGGAGUCCUAUCAAAACAACCUCACAGCCCAAACACCUGACACAUUACCUUUUUGGAUGCACUGAUACAGAAUGAGUUGUACCACAUGAGCAUCGUCCAAGGAUACAGGGGUUCAAGAAAGGGUCCAUCUGUGUUGUGUAGCGUGUCAGGUCAACAUCCUCUGGGUUGCUUCUUGAAAACUCAUCUUCUCCUCAUUCCUCGAUGCUCCUCUAACCAAAAGUGGUGACAGCUAUGCAAACGUUUCGACUCCCUACACACCUUAGGAAAGUAUGUAAGAUAGUAGGGUUUAUGGACUUAUGUCAUUCUUGACAAUCCAUUCCAUCACCAUCGCCAUCCUGUCCCAGAUGUGAACCCUAACAGCGACUAUGCUAAAAUAGUUACAUGUUUUACAAUAUUUUUAUUUUAUAUAGUGGAAUUCCUGCCCUCUGGCUGGGAAAACGUGAGUGUUGCAUUGCUGGACAUUCCAAUUGAGUUGAUAACCAAUGACAAAGGAAUUCUGUUUGAGGAAUUCCCACUCUCCAUUUACAUUUUAGUCAUUUAGCAGACUUACAGUAGCGAAUGCAUACAUUUCAUGCAUUUCAUACAUUUUUUCCCCCCGUACUGGUCCCCCGUGGGAAUCGAACCCACAACCCUGGUGUUGCAAACACCAUGCUCUACCAACUGAGCCACACGGGACCGUGUGGCUCAUGGUCUGUACACUCAGGAAAAAAGGUGCUAACUAGAACCUAAAAGGGUUCUUCGGCUGUCCUCAUAGAACCCAUUGAAGAACCUUUUUUGGUUCCAGGUAGAACCCUUUUAAUAGAACCCCUUUUGGUUCAAAGUAGAACCCUUUCCACAGAGGGCACUACAUGGAACCCAAAAGAGUUGUGCAUAGAACCAAAAAGGGUUCUCCUAUGGGGACAGCCGAAGAACCCUUUUGGAACCCUUUUUUCUAAGAGUGUAGUUAUCCGUAUAGGAUCUCCAUCAUGUUUAUUUCUGUAUGUAACUACAGAACAAAACGUGAUGUACCCUCUCACCUGGUAGCUUUCCUGUCCUUGAAUGUGUUUUGUGUAUAUUUGAGAGCCCUCUUUGCCCCCGAGUGUAGGGUUAAGAAUGUAUGUGGUAUGGGGUGGGUGUAGGAAGGCCAUGAUGAAGGGGUUUGGCCAAGCAUCAGUCUGUGUUGGGGUCAGGGACUAGACACAAUGGGUGGGUAGCCUACGCCCAACAUGUAGUCUAUGAGAUCUGUUUCCAGGAAUUGUCUAUUUCCCAGCGCCUCAACCUCUCUCUCUCUCUCCCUCUUGACAAUGACGGUCCCCACUGUCGCCCAUGAUGAGCCAGUCGACGCAUGCCUGAGAGUUGAAUCAAGCAUUUGAUCAAAAGACUACAAACAUUUGGUCUUCCCCCCGGCUCAGUGUAGCAGUGAGCACUGACUGAAGACAGAAGGAAAAACAAAUGUUUAUCUUUCCUCUACUUAAACGGUAUAAGAACUGUUUGUUUCAUUUUUUAUUAUGCUGUCGUGAAUGACACUGAAAGCAUUGAAUUGCAUUCAGUUUCAGAAACAAAGAAAUAUGUAUGCUUAUGUAUUGUAUUUCUGCUCUUACUCUGGUCAUAAGACUUACUAGACUUUGUACUGUCUGUGAGAGGGGUGUGGGUCUUAGUCAAAGCAUAGCCUCUUUCCUUACACAAUGUACUGUAUAUAAUUAUAUUUUGCAAUUAAAUAUAUUAAAGCCAAA
Messenger RNA from Salmo salar (Atlantic salmon), 2811 nucleotides. Its product is annotated as receptor activity-modifying protein 1. The record is from RefSeq and is a predicted model, not a curated record. Gene Ontology annotation, cellular component: membrane; cell surface; signaling receptor complex. Gene Ontology annotation, molecular function: coreceptor activity. Lineage: Eukaryota; Metazoa; Chordata; Actinopteri; Salmoniformes; Salmonidae. Gene Ontology annotation, biological process: protein localization to plasma membrane; intracellular protein transport; angiogenesis.